UUAUCCUGACUCUUACCAAGUGAGUUCAGAAUGCAUUGUGACCCUGUGCUUUGUGGCUAAGGAAGUUCAGAAGAGCCCAAAUGCAGCACACACGAUCAUUUGAUUUUAUGGGAACUGAGUGAUUUCAUAGAGAGUGCUUCCAGGAAUAAUGACCAUUGGUGCUCCUGGGGGUGGGAUCGCCUUAUUUCUGAUUUGAACACUUUUAGUUAUUGGCAUUUUCUCAGGAUAUUUACCUGCUCACUGUCUUUAUCUCUGUGAGAAAGUAUUGUUGAACUAUUCAUAGGUACUCACGGAGAACUGUUAAUGAAGGGAGGCCCAGAUGAUGGAAUAAGUAACAUAAAGAAAUAAAUAAAAGAAUGACUCAAGAAGAUACCACUUCUAAAUGCAAGUGCCAGAAAAAUUACAGCUCAUCUCAGUGAAUUUGCAAGUGGAUUGUCUUCCUGUGGGUUGGCAGGCAGUUCUAGGACUGCAGAAUGGGGCUUCGGAUUCACUUUGUUGUUGACCCACAUGGUUGGUGCUGCAUGGGUUUGAUUGUCUUUGUCUGGUUAUACAAUAUUGUUUUAAUUCCCAAAAUUGUCCUCUUUCCUCACUAUGAAGAAGGACAUAUUCCAGGCAUUUUAAUAAUAAUAUUCUAUGGCAUUUCUAUAUUUUGUCUGGUUGCCUUAGUGAGGGCCUCCUUAACUGAUCCUGGGAGACUUCCUGAAAACCCCAAGAUCCCACAUGCAGAGAUGGGUGAGGUGAUACAUGCCUGUAACCUUACUACUCAGGAGGCAGAAGCAGAGGAAUCACCCACAGAUUCAAGCCAGCGUGGUCUACAUAAACGGGAGCUGUGGGAGCUAUGCAACAAGUGUAAUUUGAUGAGGCCAAAGCGCUCCCAUCACUGCAGCCGCUGUGGCCACUGUGUAAGGAGGAUGGACCACCACUGUCCUUGGAUAAACAACUGUGUGGGUGAAGACAACCACUGGCUCUUUCUGCAGUUGUGUUUCUACACUGAGCUUCUUACUUGCUACGCACUGAUGUUUUCUUUCUGCCACUAUUAUUAUUUUCUCCCAUUAAAAAAGCGUAAUUUGGACCUCUUUGUUGUUCGGCAUGAGCUGGCUAUCAUGAGACUAGCUGCCUUUAUGGGCAUUACUAUGUUAGUUGGAAUAACUGGACUCUUUUACACACAACUCAUUGGCAUCAUCACACUUGUCUAUAGGCUUCAUCUCUGGAUACCUUUUCAUCAUAUCAGAAUGCACACAUCUCUACACUGUGAGCUAGUGGUGAAUUUGAAGAUAACAUUCAAACAAUGGAGAAGUGACAGUGCAUUGAGCCAUUCCACGGAAGUCAUCUUUCUUUUCCCUAUCCUUGUUUCCCCCAUGUCCAAAAGAGUCUUUGGGAAGAAAGGAUAUCACUUCCUUACGGAGAAUUGGAGUUUCAUAGCUUGAAUAUAGGUCUGUUAAGCAAUAAAUAGGCAAAACAAAUGUCAGCUUUGUACUUUAAGCUAAGGUUUUAGAGAAGCAGAGUUCCAAUUUUUAGUGAUUAUUUCCGCAUUGUUUCCUUUAGCCUGGAAUGAGUAACCUUCCCCUCAUAAUUUUAUUUCCAAACUGACUAAUCUGAAGUAGAAUUUUAAGGGUUUACUUUAUUUUCAGAUUUGAUUUAAAUGAGACUUUAAAUGUGUGUGUUGUGUGGUCUAACUGAAUUGGAAGUCAUGUUUACAAAAGCAAUUGGCUUUGGUACAGUUUCCUUUAUUUAGGAAACAAGUUAUUGUAGUGGCAUUUGCUGAGACUUAGCUCUUUUGCUUUUGUAUCUGAAUGAAGUAGACAGUGGUGUUCUUAUUAAUAUAAUUGACAUCAGAAUUAAGGAGCAAUAGUCCCAGGCAGCAAGAGGGAAGUCCAUGCUAGUGAGUCCCAGUGUUGACAGUGCAGGAUAGUCAGACUGGUCCAGUUUCCAGAAGCCUAACAGCUGGCCAGUGUCCCUGGAGAGGUCUGACAGGGAGCUAUUUUCUGCUGUGACAUUCUUUUGACAGUUUGUCUAAAUUCUGUGUACAAGCAUUUCUAUUUCCCGGGCACAGGAGUUUGUAUGCAAGUAUGAGCUUCUGAUGUCAUCUUUGGAGCCCAGUGCAUUUGUUGUUCUGUGUGGUGAGGUUAGGGGUAGGGUGAGGAAGAUGUAUUGAGUUGUAGCUUUGGAAAAGCUAAGGGAUUGCUGCCUUGGUCUCACAGAUGCUAUUGGAUUCUAGUUGAAUACAAAAGAUAAUUUAAAAAAUCAUUACAGAGAAAAUAUUUUUCUUUAUACCUACUGAUCCAUGUUUGAUUUGCAGUCAACAUUUGCCUAAAUAUAGAAAGCCAUUAGUACAUGAGCAACUUUGGUGGUUUGAAGUAAAUUGACCUCCAUAGGCUCAGAUAUUUGAAUAAUUAGUCAUUAGAGAAUGGAACUCUUUGACUGAAUUAGAAGGAUUAGGAGGUGUGGCCUUGUUAGAGGAAGUGCAUCACUGGGGUUGGGCUUUGAGCUUUCAGAAGCCCGUGUCAGGCCCAGUCAGUCUGUUUUUGUCUGUCUCUCUGUCUCUCUUUGGAUCAGGAUGUAGAACUCUGAGCUACUUCUCCAGCACCAUGAAUGCUGUGUGCUGCCAAGCUCCCCAACAUGUUCCUCUACAAAUGUAAGCAAGCUACAAUUAAAUGCCUCAUUUUUUUUUUUUUAAGAGUUGCCUUGGUCAUGGUGUCUCUACAUGCAAUAGACCUGUAACUAAGAUGGUGACUUAAUUUUAACUGGGGUUAAUCUUAUGCAAUGAAAAGUAUCUCAUGUUCAAAAUGUUAAAUCAGAUUAAAGGAGAUUAGCUAUUAAGUAGCAUUUUAUUAAUCAAUUAAUGGAUUUUCUUGCUUUUUAAUAUGUAUCCAGAAAUGUAGGCUUGGAAUUGUCACUCUUCAUAAUUGAGUUUUGCCAAAUAUCAGUGAAUCAGUGAACUGAGUUAGUGCAGUCUGUGUGCAAAUCAUGCUUAGCAUACUUAGCUUGCAGGCAGCAUUGCACAUGUGCAGAUUGUUGUAGCUCACAUCUUUCUUUAAAGAGAGAUCUCUGGCAUUUUUGCUUUCCUUUCUAAAUUAUAUAUAUUUUUGAAAAUGUAUUUCUAAUAUAGCAUUUCUAGUUGUAAAAUUAUAUGACAUAUCUUCUCAAUGUCUUCUUAAAACCCUAAAAAUAUUGCCAAAAUGUAUUAUGUUUCUUAGAUGCUCUUCAUGCUCUAUGUUAAUAUUGGGUACAUUCCUUUGUAUAUAGACAUAAUAAAGAAUUUUAUAGAGACUAGUUUCUCCUUUUGUGUAGUAAUCAAAAUUUGUGUGGAGUUGAAUAACUUGUGUAAAUGUAUUCCUGAGCAGAAGUGGUUCUAUACCUCACUUCUGUUUGCUCAGUGUGAUAGACUGCUUGAAACAUUAAAAUUAAUGUAAAAACUGAAAACAAUUUAAAUGUGUUUCGAUAAUGCUUGUAGGAUAGUUAACACAUAGACUUCUUAAAGGAUCACCACUGAAUGUAGACGCUUUAUGUUGCUGUGUCGCUAAACAUUUUGUGUUACUGUUACUAGGCAUUUUCUCUAGAAGUUGGUUUUAUCAGCUCAUGAUCUGAAUUCAUGUGCAUUGUUAGGUUAGAAGUGUGGAUCUUCUAUGUAUUGACUUUCAGUCUUUGCCAAAGGGAGCCAAGUGUCUCUCUCUCACAUUCUAUUGGUUCAGUGGUGAUAUCCCAAACCCUAGUUCCAAGGCACAUUCUGUUCCCUAACUCUGUGUCUGGUACUGAUAACCAAAAACUUCAUCAGAAGUGUAAUUUUGAUGUUAAAAUGUCAAAGUAGUUAGUUUUGGAAGCAUAGAUUUUCAGCUGUUCUGGUGACUGUGAGGCUACUGAUAAAACACCUUUUGCCCAGUCACUCUCUGUGACCUGUGUGUGCCUGUGUGGUUAGUUGCCCUCUGGCCUGCAUGUGUGCCUGUGUGUUUACAGUCACCCUCUGUGGCCUAUGUGUGCCUGUGUGGGUUUUGUGUAUGUGUGGACACUUUUAGUGACCAUCAGCUUUCUUUAUUAAAGACCUUGCCUUGUAGCUUGUGGUUGUUCUAUAUAAAUACAUGAGUAAAUGAACAAUGGUGUAUACUUUGGAGUUUUGACUUUAUGAAUGGAUUUUAAACCCCUUUCAGUUGUAGGAUUACAUAUAUAAUCUCUGCCAUUUGGUCUUUCAUUAUAAACUCUUGUAAACAUAAUUUGAGUAACUGUUAUAAUUGAGAUACUUUUUUAAGCAUGAGGAAGUGCUUAAUAAAAACAAUUAAUAAAAGGAGGAUUUUUCAGUCAUUGAGGAUUUAUUAGGAAUUUUAUUACAUGUUGAUACAUUUUAAACCUCACAGAAGCUUAGGAUGUAAGCAUUCCUACUUGGAAAUUGAGGUAUGGAGUUUUAAUUUCUUACCAGUUUUGUGUAGCCAGAUGAUGGUUUGAUGAAGAAAAGCAGAGAAAUUAUUUUGGAAAGAGCUUUUCAGUGGCUACAAAUGUAAAACUUUCUGCCUCUGCACUGUUGUCCUGUUACUGAAGAAAUGUUUAUGUGAACUUCACAUUUCAAAUAAAAUUUACAGGUGAUCCUCUGUCAGCAAUGGAUGCUGAGGAACUAACUGCCUGUUUCCAGUGAGUAAACUGAUGAUAACCAAAAUCAUCAGAGGGCAGAGAGAAAGAAGAUUAGCAGGCUUCCCUGCUUUCACAUUGAAAAAGAAUUAAAAAUAAAGCGUUAUGUUAUUUCUGGUUUGCCCAGUUAGUCCAGUCCUGCUAACAUAUACCAAAGAUGCCCAUUUUGUACAGCCUUGUCCUGCUAGGUGCUUUUGACUUCAAAGUUAGUGGUGAUUAGAAAGAUAGCUCAGAGGAGUGUGUACUGCUCUUGCAGAGAUCCCAGAUUUGGUCAGAGUACCUCCAUUGGGUAGUCCUGGGGAAUCAGACACCCUCUUUUGGACUCUGUGAGCAACUUUGUUCAUGUGUGGAGCACCUCCACCCCCACCAUACACAAGCAACACAUAAUUAAAAAUAAAAUCAUUAAAAAUUAAACAUGCUACUAUUUGUAUACUAGUGGGCAAUCAAAUGAAGCUCUUAAAAUUAGGAAAACUCAAGCCUGGCUCUGGUGGCACAUGCCUUUAAUCCCAGCACCCAGGAGGCAGAGGCAGGUGGAUUUCUGUGAGUUUGAGACCAGCCUGAUCUACAAGAGCUAGUUCCAGGGUAACCUCCAAAGCCACAGAGAAACCCUGUCUUGAAAAACCAAAAUAAAUAAAUAAAUAAAUAAAUAAUUUUUAAAAAUUAGGGAAACUCAGAGGCAGAGCAGGUAUAUGAUCUUGAACUACAAAAGUCUACCUGAAAAGUGUUUCCAAGGCUACAUUAAGUCAGCAUAGAGUCAUAAAUUAGGUAGCUAUGUGCAGCAUAAAGGCUUAAUGACCAACGAGACCUUCAGUGAGAACAGAGUUCAGGUGAUUGUGGAAGCUAUAUGGAGCGGUCUUCAGGUUCCCUCUCUGAUGGUCACCUUUAGUUUCAUCAGGUCUUAAAUGUUUGGUAUAUUAAGAAACUCCUUUUGGAAACUGUUUCCAGGGUUACCUAGGCCCAAAGACAAGGACUCUUCUAUACUUUGAAGAUAGUUAUUAGAACCAGAUGGACUGUUUAUCCUUUAUGUUGUUCAGUGUGUCUACGAACUUUGUCUCGUUAAGUUCUUCUCCCCACAGGACAACAUAUGUGUCCAAGUAUUGGUGCUUGGUGAGAAUACACUCAAAGAAGAGUGGCUAUCAGCCUUCUGUGCUGAGAGACUGGGUUCUCAGCCCUGUUAGCCUGAUAACCAAGAAACCUUUGGUGAUGAAUUCUUGCUUUUCCUACAACACUCCCUUCCAGUUUGCCAGUAAACCCAUUGUUCCCAUCCCAGCAUAAUCUAGUCGGUAAGCUAGAAUGCAGUUUUCUCUUACAGUCAAACAUAAUUUUACACUGAAUCUGAAAGACCUCUUCUUGUGCCAAGAUUAGCCAUUAGGAGAAGGCAAAGUAUUGACAGAGAAAAUAGAGAAGGUAAUAUCUGUCUCUAAAAUUCUUGCUGAAUUUAGUUUUUUAAAAAUGUGAAACUCCAGUUUUUAAAACAUGAGGCAUUUCUUCUUGCAUUGCUUAGUUAUAGAGGCUGAUUGAAGUAUUAGAUAUUUUUGAUCAUUAAAUCAUUCCGGGCAUCAACAUUUCUUACAACUAAUUGCAGCAACACCCAGUAAAUGUGUGAUUUUUACAUUCCUGAAAGAAUGGUUAAUUUGCUACCUAGCUAAAGCUGUAUGUUGUGUUUAUUCCUUCUGUAGCAUUUGUCUUAGUGGUCCUUCCCUAGUGCCACCAAAAAGAUGGAGUAUUUUCAGUAUGCUUUAAAAAAAUGCCACAUUUGUCCACAUUGUAAAACAAAACAAAGUAGGCUGUAUUUAGCAGCUGUGGAUAGCAUGGUUUGCAUUUCCUGUGGUAAUAAUCUGUUCUGGAGUAUUUAAGCCUGCUUGCUAGUGGGAAGGUCUCACUCUGACUCUUGCUUGAUGCUUCUAGAGUGAGGGUUUACUAUGCUCUGGUGUUCAGGUACUGACUUAGGCUGUUUUUUGUGUAAACGGUAUUUUGGAUGCGAGGUAGAGAGAGGUGAGCAUUUUCCAUUCUAGAGAAAACAGUGGCUUAAUUUGGGCAGCCUCAUAAUCCCUGUUUAUAACAGAGUAAACAUCUCAUCCUUUGAAAGAGCAGCUAUCUGCUCAUGAUUUAAAGAUGAGUAUUGUCUGUCUCUUGAAGUAGGCUCUAGAAAAUUGUCUGAGUACUUCAAAGGGUUUCUGUAUGUGAAAGCUAAACUUGGAGUCUUUAAAGUUAGUUCUUUCUAGGACCACAAGUAAAUUACUCAGUGUAGAUUCUGUGCAGUAAAAGUUAUCCCCAGGACUAAUGGUGACAGUAGAUGAACCUACCUUGCCUGUCCUCACGUAGCUUUCAGGCAUACAGGUGUCAGUGGCUGUAUUUCAGGCAUUCAUAUGCCUUACAGCAGUGGCUCUCAACAUGUGAGUCGUGACCCCUUUACAGGAGCCACAUGUCAGAUACUUACAUUAUAGUUCAGAACACUAGCAAAAUCACAGUUAGGAAGUGGUCAUGUAAGUAACUUAGGAAGGUUGAUAGCCACUGCUGUGAGAUAGUAUGUGGUGACUCUGUCCUCUUCUUCCUCUGCACUUUGGUGCGGGUACCUUUGCAGUUGCAUGUCACUAAAAUGACCUGAUCUACUUCCUUUAUAGAUGUGAACCUGGAGCCCAGCUUUCCUCUAAAUUCUUAAGAAAUAUUCUCUUUUAUCUGUAGGCUGUGUUUGCAUUUAGAAUAAAUAAAAUACUGUUUUGAGAAGAAGUUAUGCAAUACAAUAAAAAGCUUAUUUUCAACAGAAUUGUCAAAUGCCAUCAUCAAUUUCAAGGCAUAAUUUAAAAAAAAAAAACUAAUGUAUACAGAACAUGUAGCAAGUCUGCCAUUUUUUUUACAAAUCUUCAGAAAACUCUGUAAAUAAAAUUACUGUUUGUUUCUAGUCUCCUAAAACUCAGAUGUUCUUCUCCCUUCUAGCUGCUUGUUCAGCAUGUCUGACAGUUUGUCAUCACAAGUACUCAUCUAGCAUGACUAAAUGUAAAGGACUGUGGGUUAGCACUGCUAAAGGAAGUUCUGUAUUCUCAUGAGUAGUUCUGAUUAAUAUUGUUAUUCUCUAGCGCCCACCAUAUGUGAGCAAGUUAUUAAGGUCAAGUCAAGGGAGAAGGUGAAGAUGUAUCUAAUGUUUUUCACAUUUGAAACUAUGUCCUUUGUAUUGCUUUAAAAAUGUACUUACACUCUAAAUUUUUAUCUAAAUGUAAGGUUGUACAAUUUAUAUUUUGGGUAUUUGGAUAUGGUAAUGUUUGUCAGAAUAAUUGAUAGGCCCUCUGUUAUUACAGUUUGCAUCAGCAUUUUCAGAAACUGUCUUCUGCUGAAGUGCUUUCCUUCUGUGUCUGCAUUACAUCCUUGUUAAAACACCCAGAAGAGACUAUGUUGUAAAGAUUUGGUUUGUUUGUUGGGGAAAAAGAGAAAUGUCUUAUUUCAAUUAAGGAUAUUAAGCAACUAACUUUAAUUUUCAUAUUGAAAGAUAUAACAUGAUUAAUUUAUAGAUUGCCUUAUUGAAUUUUGUAAUUUAUAUAAGUCUAUAAAACCCAGAGUCACUAGCACUCUUUGUAUCUUGGUAGUUCUGUAUUCAUUGAUGGUUUUUAUGUAUUAUUUGAUACUCUUUUAUUUUUAAUAUAUAUUUGCAGAUAGUUGAGUUGAGUUGAAUGGAAAUAACUAGGAUUUUAAAAGAAUUAUCAAGGAAUCAGGUGUCCUCAGUGGCUAUAAUUGAAUGUUUCUCUUAGAGGUGUUUGAAACUUUUUUAAUUCAUUAGUUUUUUUUGACAUGAUGUAAUGUUGAUUUUAUUUCUCUAAGGGGACACCAGAAUGUAUGUAGAUAAACAAACUUGUUAAAUCUCUAGAAUAUUUUCUGAAUAGGCUUAAGUAUUUCAUAAAGCAGAAGUAUUGAUAAAUUUGUUACAUCUGAAUAUAAU
Cricetulus griseus (Chinese hamster) is the source of this 8548-nucleotide messenger RNA. The record is from RefSeq and is a predicted model, not a curated record. Lineage: Eukaryota; Metazoa; Chordata; Mammalia; Rodentia; Cricetidae.